CGAGCCUCGUUGCACUUGCGGGAGCAGCCGAUCACGCAUUCACUUGCUGACGAUGGCUGGUUACUCGUGACAGAACCCAAGCCACUCGAAGACGACAACGACGACGAGCGAUGCUUGGACGACCAGUGCUCCUGUCAUUGCUGCCUCUGCUCGGCCGCUGCGCCGCCAACAAGUCUGUCGUGCCCGAAAAUGACGCGACCAACGUCAUCUUGAUCUGCUCGCUGAGCAUCGGCACGAUCGUGCUCGCGGUCGUCGGCCUCGCCAUCGUGCUCCUCAUCUGGAAGCCCCGCGCCGCGUCGACGUCGUCGCUCUCUUGCGCCGACAUUGACGCGUUCGCGGGUGUCAGCGACGGCCCGACCGUCGUCGACCAAGUGCAACUGCUCGAGGACAUGGCGUUCGGCCUCGUUGACGCCAACGGCCACGACGAACCGGCGUUCUACUUGCUGGAAGACAUGAUCGGGAGUUCGCGCGGUGCGUACAAGCUCCGGCCGAGCGCCAUCUCGGACGACGUCGCGGUCCUCGCGUCCCAGCGCGACCUGCCGACCGUGUCGUAGCCAGCUGCCUUUGCCAUAUAUUUAACACUUCAACGCCCGUCGCUAAACAACAACGUCCCAUUAGUCUAACC
Messenger RNA from Saprolegnia diclina VS20, 625 nucleotides. RefSeq lists its product as hypothetical. NCBI's taxonomy places the organism in Eukaryota, Oomycota, Saprolegniomycetes, Saprolegniales, Saprolegniaceae. The record is from RefSeq and is a predicted model, not a curated record. The transcript has 2 exons. The coding region runs from base 111 to 554 and encodes 147 amino acids.